UUCUUAACAACUCUCAAGAAUUAUUAGUCAGAAGAUAGUGUUAAUUUGCGCAAGGCCUGUAAUGUAGCAAGUUGGGUGGCAAAUGCAGCAAAGCUGAAAACAACGAAUGCAACUGACCUAUAAUCGAUUAGAUUCAAGCUUGGACCCAUGCUAGAGACCUUCACAAAAAUGCAGCAUAGUAGAACUGUAUAUACAAAAGGAACGUGUUCAGCCACUUGAAUAUUCAAUGUUGACAUUUCACCCGAUUACUACUUGGGGGAAAAUUUCAUUUGAGAAAUGUCAUACAUAAACUUGUCGUUAGUUCGAAAAAUGAAGAGCCGAAAGUUUGCCAUUUCUCCUAAAAUUAAAUGGGCUCAAUAAAACUGGAAGAUUUUAUUUUAAAUGGUAGACACUAACCAGCUAGAAAACCAGAUCAAUGAGUUUAAUUUUUGCCGGAGGAUCAAAGAUAAUCAAGAAUGCCACCAUUCGACUGAUUUCGAAGAGACCUUAGAAAUGUUGCAUGACCUUUUCAAUUUUUGAUGGCGUGAACAAUUUUAAGUUAAUGACGUCAUCAUAUUUAUGACGUCAUGUAAAUCAUAGAAAAUGUAAUAGAUCAACUUUACUAGCCCAAAUUGGCUCUCUUUAUCUUUAAAAGUAAAUUCAAGACAUUUUAGAGUAUUUGCACCAGUAAUAAGGGGUUUAAAUGAAACAAUGCCAAAUUGGUGUAAAUAAAUCAUGAAUAAACGAUAUAGAUAAUAAACUUAGAUGGAAAUCAUAUCUCUGAUUUUUACUUUUUGGUGCAUUUUGAUACAUUCUAGAGACUAUAAAAGGACUUAAUAAUUAAAGCUGAGAUAUUACCAAUAAUUGGCAAAUUCUGCCAUUUUCUUCAAUUAUGACAUCAUUAUAACGUCAUGGAUGUAAUGAAAAAUUUAAAAAGUUCCCUGUUGUGUAGAUUUUGUUGCUGUACACCAUUUUACCAAGUUCUAUCCUCAUAACAGCAAUAUAAGUGAAUAUCCUAUUCGAAUGCAGUGUCAUGGAUUUUCUUGGCAGCAUUUUGAAGAUUUCGACUGGCAGCCAUUUUGAUAUGCAAAUUAAGCCCUUAAAUGAGCUAAUUUCGCUUGGGAUCCUCGAAAUUCGUAAUCAGCAUGGUCGAAAUACCCAAAAUCAACUGGAUCCCAGCUUCUACUAAAAAUGCCCCUUGUUUUAUAAUUUCUUGGAAUUGGAACCAGUCUAUCAGACAGUCCUGUUUCAACAUUAGUUGUGUUUUGAAAGCGACUUUUACAGUUUGUCAUUAUUAAAUCUAUGCAUCGUGGGUUAUCUGGCUUGUGACAGGUUGGUUUCUUGAUCAAGUUAACCAGAGUCCAGAAAAAGUAAUAACCUUCCUCCGUCUGCAAUUUUUAUAAUCCAAACCUUCCUCAUUUAGCAGCUCAAAGUUGUCUGAUUGACAGUUGUUGCUCAAAAAUUAUGUAAAUAUUAUCUCUUAAAAUGCAAAACCCUUUACAGUCGUUACACCCAUUCACUACAUUCGAUCAAAUUAAAUGAGUUUUUUCAGGCACAUUUAUUCUGAUACGUCAGACAGGUACUUUUAAAACCACGGUACUCUUAGUCUCUUUUGUUGGUUGCCACAUGUUGUCGCGAAGGUGGAAGUUUGAAAAAAACUAGUUGUUUUGGGCCAUCUACACGCUUUAUUUUUGUUCUGGGUGGUUGGUCGUGAUGCUUUGUAUUUGGUUGUUAUUUGAGGUUAUCUUUUCUGCAUUCUUCUCCACAAUAAAAACAGAUAACACGAAACUUGCUUCCAUCCUUUCCUCAUUUAUUGUAGCCAUAUAUAGAGCUUCCGUCGCAACACACCCAAUGGCUAAUUCAGUUUCGCACUUUCACUACGUUUCAUUUCACAAGUUUUCCCGCCAAAAUUCACCUUGUUUCCGUAAUCGUAAAUGAGGCUCCAUGUAGCAAAGGUUGAGUAACAGCAAAAUGGCGGUGACACUAACACAGUAAGACUAUGGUAGGAGAAACAUUCAUUUCAUGAGAAGAAAUUAUUAAAGUCUUUGUUCAGAAACAAAGAUAGUUUUAAGGAAAAUUAGAAGCUCUGAUUGUGGAGCAGUGCGCUAGUUCUUCCUGUCGAUAUGACCAGCACAAUACAACAACACGACUGUGAUUAAUGAUUAUUUUAUGUUGUAAGAACAUAUACAAACUAUGAGCUAGAUAAUAGAACGUAGAUACAGCAUACAUUUUACCACUCCUUCUAUUAUGACCAAUUUACUUUAUUUUCCUCAGGCAGUCAGUUUAUUAUAAACUUUGUAAAAUCCAGAGGCAAAUUAUGUAAUUUCAUGGGUACAUUUGACUUUCAUAUGCAAUAGAAACCCAAUAAUAUCACAUUUCUAGUUGGCUUACAUUUGCCUUGCAUCUGCAAAUUAAGAUUUAUAGUUAUACAUCUGGCAUCUGCCUUUCUUUCUAACUCAUGUUAUUUCCCAAAGCUAGUUCUAAAUUUAAAAAUGUUAGAGAGCAGUAUGUAUCAUUCUAUACAUAGGUUAAUUAUUGUAUUGUAUUGUAUAGAUUAAAACACACUAAUUAAGACUAACACAAAUGAAGUAACCAAGAUUUAAUUUUAGAAAGAUUCUAGAAAGGUAUGUCCUGUUCUGAUCACUGCAACAGAUACACCAAAUUUAAUUUCUUGUCACAGAAAAGCACAUGACAAAAAAGACAUUUAUUUUAUGCAUAUUAAUUCAUACCUAACUUAAUUUUAAGAUGACUGAUACCAAAUGGAACACCUUCUUCCUAUCUUUCUGCAUUAUAUUCAUGUUCAAAUACAGAUUGCUUAAGUAGUGGGAUUCUCUGUCACUGAUAAAUCUCUCUGCAUUAUAUUGAUGUUCAAAUACAGAUUGCUUAAGUAGUGGGAUUCUCUGUCACUGAUAAAUCUCUCUGCAUUAUAUUGAUGUUCAAAUACAGAUUGCUUAAGUAGUGGGAUUCUCUGUCUAUCACCAUGUUCAGAUCACUGAUAAAUCUCGGGUUGUUAGAAACUGUUUGCUUGAGAAACAUUCAUCUACAUCUUUACAUUUCCCUCAAAAACAUUUUAAUAUCCCUUGCCAUGCUGUAGAUUUGUAAGUUUUCACAAACUUCCUGUGGUCUAAACACACAAGCCUUUGAAAUUGGAAGAUUGGGCUUUACGGAAUUACUUAUUAACCUUCCUCAAAUACGACAUUAACAGGCAAAACCUCCCUCUGGCUCCCAGCCGUGGAACAGUCAAUUUUUCUGGACUCUAAAGUUAACUAAUAUGUUUACUGUGCUCCCGUCGAUGCUACACUGCGCUGUUUUCGAAGUCAUCUUACGGUACUUUAUGCCCUCUCGUUGUGCGCAAUACUCCGACCCACAAAACGUGUUCUUUUCUCACUAGGAACCUGGGGCGAGGUCGCUUACAAUGUCAAAACUCUUUUCGUGAAUAAAUGUAGAAUUUAAUUAGCCACCGACUAUAUUUAACGAGCAAACAUAAAAAAGAAUGAACCAAUAUUUAAUUCGAAUGAACAUUAAACGGAACGAAUAAACUUUAAAUAGAACGAAUGAACAUCAAAUUGAACGAAUAAACAUUAAAUUGAACAAAUAAACAUUGAAUUGAACGAAUAAACAUUGAAUUGAACAAAUCGUUCAGUAUUAAAUUGAAUGAAAUUUGUGGUUCACCGGUUUUGAAAAGCCCGCACUAAACACUAACUGACCCAUGAUUUAUCUAGAAGGAACGCAAAACCUUUUAAUGCCACUCUUAGUUAGAAUUAAAUAGCUCAAAAUCCGAAUAAAAAUGAUGACAAUUUUACCUUGUUUCCGACGACGAUCACUGGUUAUGUUGGCAGCAACAACGCGGAACAACGCGGACAUCGUCACAAAUUCCCAAAUAUGAUUGGAUUUUGGAACCAUGACAAUGACAGGAAAGCAACCAGCUUAAAGGCUCUUGGGAAACUGGCAUGCCUAGCGGCAUCUGUCUUGAGAAACUGGUUGAGUCGCAAAGCAUGCCAGUUGCGCAAGGCACUAUGUCCAAUUAGUCAACCGUUUAGAGUUAACAGGCUUUGCAGCGCGUUUAUAUUCGAUGAACAUUGAGAAUUAGCCUUUAGUUGCCGAAUGGAUACGUAACAAUAGGUUAUUGUGCAGCCCAUCCAAAGGAAAAUUUAAAUUUUCAUUUAAAUUUCCAUUCUAAAUGAAAAUUGAAAAACUAUUCUAAAAAGACCAGUGCUGGAAAUUUCUACUUCAUGUCACUGGUAGUCUAUAUCAUUUUACUUUUGGAGUAGACAAAUGACAAGCAUAACCUACUUUCUUGUUACAGUUACAUAAGAAAACCAACAAAACAGAUCCGUUGGUAGAAAACAUUUGCCCUGCAAAAAUUAGUUUUGCCCUGCGAAAAGGUCCUACUUUCAUGGUUGGGGGAGGGUGGACCACUUUUUUCGAAAGCUGCGCCCCCCUGAGCCACUCCCACUCCUAGAGAUGCUCCCACUGCAUCCCUGUACUUCAGGGUCAUACGGUCUUAGGUCUUAGGGUCUCAGGGUCUGAUUUUUACAGCGACCAAAAAUGGCUUGAUGUUACAGCUUACUAUUAUUUUUAAACAGCGGACAAAAAGGCCUUUCCCUUGGUUUUGUCCUUCACAAAGACGGUCUCGUCUUAAAAGUAGCCGGAGAAUCCGAGGAUGGCUAGGCUCAAUAACACAGAAUCAACUGCACUCCUUGCUUCGCAAACAUCUGAGCAUUUGUCAGGUUCUCGGGAGUCGAUUAAUGGCGUCCAACUGAAUGUUAAAGAACUUGCAAGAAGUCUUGGCUUUUGGCAUGCAUUUGCCUACGUGGUAGGAAUCUUGUUUGGCUCUGGUAUGUACAUCUCGCCAAGCCUUGUAGCAAGAGAAACUAACAAUAUGGCUAUAGCGUUGGUAGUUUGGAUAGUCUCUGGAAUAAUACCCAUCUUGGGUGCAAUGUGCCUUUGCGAACUGGCUUGUGCAAUUGGCAAAGCAGGAGGUGAAUACAUUUUUAACAAAGAAGCCUUCGGAGAUAUUGCUGCAUUUGUGACUUUGUGGACGAAGGCUGUUAUCUGUUUUCCCGCUACCAUCGCUGUGUUGGGAAUGGCGAUCAGUGAGUACAUUUUAAGCCCGUUUAUUGACAUAACUGCCUCCAAUGGAGUUUGGAUAGCAAAAGCUGUUGCUGUGCUUUUCAUCGUGAUGUCUGCCAUCAUAAAUUCUUUGAGCCCCUCGUUUGUUGGCAAAACCCAAAUCUUUUUCACGGCCAUCCAGUCACUAUCAGUGCUAUUUUUCAUCUCUCUGGGAAUAUGGAAAGCUUCUACAGGACACACUCAAAAUUAUGUUUCUAUUUUUGACAAUUCCAGCAAAUUUGAACUCGGUAGUUUGGGUAUAGCAUUUUACAAUGGACUUUGGGCAUAUGAUGGAUGGGGCUAUAUUUGCACAAUCACAGAGGAAUUGAAAAACCCAAAAAGGGACAUCCGAUUAGCAAUUCUUUUUGGAGUCGGAUUUGUUAUUCUAUGUUACCUUUUGAUUAACUUAGCGUUGUUGACGGUUUUAACCCACGAAGAAAUUGCAAGUUCAUUGUCAGUGUUUACGCUGUUUGUGACAAAGAUUCUCGGCAAAAAUGUCGCAUUCUUUGUGCCCUUUGCUGCUGCUUUUUCCUGUUUCAGUGCACUGAAUGGAAUAAAUUUUAUUUCCUCUCGAAUUGUUCUCUCUGGCUCUCGCGAAGGACAUUUGCCUGAACCAUUGUCGUACAUUCAUAUGGACAGAAGAACGCCCAUACCAGCUGUCUUAUUUCAAUCUACAUUGUCAACGAUUUGGAUCCUCGUUCUUGGAGGUGGCACGCAAAGUCUUGUUAUUUACUAUUCAUUUGCAAUUUGGUUUACAUAUGGCUUAGCGAUAUUCGGUGUCAUUGUUUUACGGGUACGCCAACCAGAUCUACCGAGACCCUUCAAGGUAUGGAUUAUCAACCCGAUAUUCAUGACAUUAGUUUCUCUGUUACUUUUAGCUUUCCCAUUUUUAAAACGACCAGUUGAGUGCAGUUUAAGCAUGGUUUUUGUUUUAGUAGCAGUUCCGAUAUACUUUCUAGUUGUUCAGGAACGAAACUGCACUCCAGACUGGCUGCGCAGUUGGAAAGACAAACUAUACUUAUGUAUCCUUUUGCGCUGUAACCUCGUGAAGUGUGUUUUUGUUGCCAGCAAGAUUCAAGGAGCGGAUUUCCAAAAAGAUACUACAAGUAUUGAGUUGAAUUAAUCAGCAACGUAAAUUCUAGUUUAGAUUCAAACUUUGAUCCGUUCUAGUUCUAUGUAUUCUCUAAUCACACUUAUGUAUUCUUCAAAUCUGAUUUCUAACGCAUACUUCAACGUGUACAUUAAGUGACUACAAGAAUAACUAUUGAGGAGUACCAAACACUUUCUUACAAGCCAUGGCUUUGCAAAAAUCAUUUAUUUGUCACGAGAUCUUUUCCAGAAAGAGGUCGCCAUAACGUUACAAGUUUUGUCAGCCUUCCCAUUCACUCUAAUUUACUUUGCAAAAUAAAUGAUUCUGUUGCUCAAGCAGUGGAUUGAUACUAGGUAUGUUAAUCGCCAAAAAUUGCAGACGGUAAAAUUUUCACCGUCCGAAUUUUUUACCACCCGAAAAGUUUUCUGCUAAUAAACAAUUUGGAACUUCUGAGAAUCAUUUUUCCUUAAGAUUACGAUAUGAUUUAUUGACCAGGCAAUGUUGAUGAUAUAAUAAAAGGAUGCGAACAUCCAUGUAAUUAAAUAUACGUAGAAUCCGAUUCACGUAGAAAGAAAAUCCACUCACAAAAUUCAAGUGAGUCGCACAAAAAGAAAAAAGACUCGCAGAAAAAUGAAACUCGUCACACAUUUUUAGCAGAUUGAGUCGCACAAUUAGAAAAGAGGUCGCACUUAAAGAAGAAUGGGUCACACGUUGGAAAAGGGAAGGUUUUUUAUUGAAUUGAAUGAAUUUUUGUUCAGCGAUGAUGUUUUGCCCAAACUGCGGGAAUUUCAGAGACAAAACCCACUUUCUCAUCAUUGGAAUAAAAUAAUAUGCGCGUAUUUUUGGACUAUUGGGACUAUUGUUCAAUUCGAUCACAGAAACAUGCAGACAGGCUAAAAGUUGUGUUAGAAUUAUCUACUUGAAAACAGCAUUGACUUUUUAUUCCAUCCAAAACGUUACAUAACAAGUUACUGUAAUACCUUGACUACACGCUACUUUACUGUUGAACAAACACUUAGUUGGGAUACCAUCUUUAAAAAACCAUCUUCCCUUGCCUCUGACGGAGAAAACAAAAAUACUGGUGUAAAGAAUGGUUUAUGGACCAAGCUAGACAGUAUGAGAAAAGUUAGUGGCAGUUAACUCCCACUUCUAAAAUUGUGGUGUGCCUGUGGUAAGUCCAAUCUUGCUUGGGUUUCAGUGAUAAAGAAUGUGGCAGAAGUUCAAAAGGCAAUUAAAAAAGCUACUGCGGUGUGUACAUUUUUUCACCAACAUGGCACAAGAUGGAGGGAACUAAGAAAGGUGGCAGAAAAAAAUGAAUUGCACCUAAUGAGAUUGCCAUGCUAUUUUGAAAUGAGAUGGGCUCAGUAUGCAGCUCAGCUUUUUCAAAACAUAAUUUCAAGUUGGUGUGUAUUAAUGACGUACUUUAAGGAAAGCACUGAGCCUCAAGAACAAGGUUUUUUUGAAAAGCUACAAGAUCAUGAUUUCCUGCUCUUGGUGUGCUUCGUUGCUGAUGUGACAUCUCUAUUUAGACCAUUCGAAAUGAGGUUCUUAUAAGUAUCAAAACGUUUUUGAAGGAAAGAUUCGACGAUAAAGAGUUUGUUGAGCUAAAUGCAAUUAAGAAUUUGCCAUCAGCAAAAGAACAAGGCUUACGAAAGCUUCUUGCAGCUAUCGUCUCGGACAAAAGUUUAGCAGAUUUCGUCAAAGCAUGCGUUGAAGUAGGACAAAUGAAAGACUUGAAUCACAGUGAUCUGAGACUUGUACUCCAAAGAAUUUUACCAGAAGAAACAAUGGAGCCAUUAAAAGUGGCCUUGGCUCGUAUUACGCAGCACAACCGCAAUCUGCUUAUGUUGAAAGGUUGCUUUCUGCUUGCAACAAAAUAAAAACAGAUGGGCAAAGCAGUAUUGCUCCAGAAACACUUCGCAAAUGUAUGCACAUUGCAAUAAAUAUGCCUGAUCUUGCUUGUUUUGAUUUCCGAUCAGCUGCUCUCUUUCCGAUCAGCUGAUUCCCUUUCCGCGACGAGGUACUUACUAUCCCAACAAGUUUACGUUCUCUCUUUCCGUUUUCCGUUGCUUAUCCGAUCUUCCAAAUUUUUCCUUGUCCAAUUUGAAAUACAAAUGAUAAACGCAUGUAUCUGAUUCCAAAGAUAUUAAAAAAGCUUAGCCCGUAUCUCUUGAGAUACUCGUGUCACGAUACCCAAUUUUUUCUUCAUUCAUUUAGAUGUAUUUUUUCUAUUCUAUCGUCAUCAAAUAGUUUGCUUCUUUUAGUUUAGCCAAUUUUUUGCUAAUCAGUUUAAUGACUAACUUUGAUUACAUCGUUUCAGCUCUACCUACGUUUUACCCUCGUUUUCAUUCCUUUUCGGUGUCUACUUUUAGUGCAUGACUCGGUUGUUUUUCUUACAUUGUAUCGUCGCUAAAGCUAAUAUCAUGUUAGUCACUUUUCCUGUUUUUCUAAAAUAUUAUUGGUUAAGUUCUUCACGUGUUUCCGCGUAGCUUUUUAUUUAAACAGUAGUUUGUAAUUAGAAUUUAACUUGUGUUCCAUGUCUCACUGGAGUCAUGUUUUUGUUGAUUGAAUAAAAAUGUUAAUGUGAAAUUUGUACUUUUCUAUACCGCUCGAGCCUGACUGCCCUUCACACUCGCUACCAGCUAAGUUUUUCAGAUCAUUUCUUUGUUCUACUAUUCCUCUAUAAAGACCACACAAAAAGAAUAUUAAAGAUGAUUCACAUCACGUCCUGUCAAUUUCAAUGCAUUGUUUAAAUGAAUAGACAUAAUCUUCACAGUAGACAAAAUCUAAAUAGACACAGUCUGAUUGUCAGGAAUAAAGUCCCUACAAUUAGACUGAAACUGUGUCUCAUUUUUCUUUUUAUCAGUUAGUUUUUAUUUUUAAUCAAAUUUUAGUGUUUAAUUCUUCUCCUGUUGUAACCAGAUGAUCAAGCCUCCAAAUGCUAACGCAUCGAAGUAGUUGAUAAGUUGAAUGAAUACAGUGAACAAGGACAACCUUUUGGUAACCUUAAAUCUAACUUAUGUGGCAUAUGUAGCAAACGAGUAAAUUCAAACCAAAAGUUUUUGAACUGCAAGCAAUGCAACCACCGUAUCCAUAUUACUUGUAAUGACACAUCAUCGAAAGAAUAUCCAACAUUUUGUGUUGAGCCCUGGGUCAAAAACUGGAUCUGCCUUUCCUGCACCUUUACUAAAACCGCAAGUAUAUUUCCGUUCUCUCUGGAGACUGGUGAGUCCCUGCUUGCCUUGAAUAGCAUCAAUCUUCCCUCGCUUACUUACCUUAUGCCAUCUUAUGAAAUAACGUCCCAGCUUUUUACUUUACCCAAUCAAUCUGACUAUGAUAUAGAUAAAUAUCUGAAUGGUAAUAUAAUUUCACAAUAUUGUGUAAUAGAAUAGCUUGUUUUUUUUUGUAUCACAAAUAAAAACAACUCAAAAUUAACUACAUAUAAAUAUUCUGUGUCUGCCGUAGCCGGAAAAGACAUGAUGUCAUCGAGCUCCAACUACGACAGCACUUACAUUGAUAGUGACAUUAAUCUAAAUGACAAAAAGAUAAACAACAACUUAACCGGGUGUCUUAGAAGGAACACAUUCCCCAUCCACAUUAAUGUUGUUAAUCCAGACAAAGCUAUUAGUCUAUCUUAGAGACCAAUAGCUUAGUUCUUUAGAAGCUUUAGAUAAAAAUUUCUCACUUCUUCACAUGAAUAUCCUUAGCCUUCCCCUCCAUCAUCAUGAACUUCUUGGUCUCUUAUCUAACAUGGACAUUGAUUUCAAGGUAAUUGGUCUAUCCGAAAUUAAACUCCUUAAAGAUAUACCAAUAUGUUUUAACACUUAUAUUCCUGGAUACGAAUUCCAUCAUACUAGUUCUAAUAGUGCCUCUGGUGGUGUGGGAAUCUAUGUUAAAUUUAAUUUGACUGUUAAUAAAAGCGAUGAUCUCAAAUAUUGUGAUAAUGAAUUUGAGACAAUUUGGAUUGGAAUUGAUAAUCCUAAAGCUAAAAAUAUUUUAUCUUGCUGUGCAUAUCGUCAC
This is a messenger RNA of Rhopilema esculentum, 10201 nucleotides long. NCBI's taxonomy places the organism in Eukaryota, Metazoa, Cnidaria, Scyphozoa, Rhizostomeae, Rhizostomatidae. The record is from RefSeq and is a predicted model, not a curated record.